UCAACAUCGCCGCUACUACAUGCCUCCAGUACACCAUUUUAAAGCUCCCCUACUCCCUAAGCACAUAUAAGCACACCUAAACCAUCAUGAGGCGUGCCGUACUGAAAAUCAUCCCCACGCCGAAGUUUCUCUCUGGUUCUACCGAGCCACUCCACUCUUCCAACUUUCGCAUAGACUUCAACUCCGUGGCCGAUUUUUACAUCCAGCUCGAUAAACCGCAUAAGACAUGGCUCCCUGGCGAUGAAGUGCCCGGCAAAAUCAUUCUUAUCUCCAAGAAGAAUCUCGCCAACAUCGUCAUCACUUUGUCAUUAAUAGGUUAUGUGAAAAUCAACGCUCUGUCGCACUCCAAAUUGAGACCUAUAAAACACAGCUUGUUUGACCACACGAUAAAGAUCUAUGGAGAUGGCCUACUGCCAGAAGCUCUGGGUUCUGUAAGCGAAGCAGACUUCACCAACGGCUUGUACAAGGGCGAGCACGUCUUUCCUUUCAUCGUCAAGCUUCCUAACAAAAGAGUAUUUACCUCUAUCGAUUUCGGUAAGGGUUCCAUCAGCUACAUAUUGAGAGCCUCUCUAGGAAAUUCAAGCUCAUACACAACCACAGGCGCAUCAACUACAUCAAUAUCAACUUCUUCAAACUCGAUCCAGCCUACUUCCUCCAUCUUUGCCAAAACAAAGUCGUUGAAAAUUCUCCAGAAUCCCUCAUACACUUCUGAAAAACUUAUUCACUUAGUAAACCCCAUAGACGUAACUACUCUUACACCUCCCAAACCGAAGCGCUUGAUCUUGAAAGAUCCACGCACUCAACAUUCCAAGAAGUUGUCUCGAACCCAAUCUUCAACUUCUACAAUCAACACAAUCAAUACAAUCAACACAUAUUCCACUGUUUCUUCCAAUAAUUCAGACACCUACGAAGCUCCUAAUGCUACUGGAACCAACACUAAUGGCUCUAAUAACCCAUCACCCAAGCCCAAUGUAGUGUUGCCUGGUUUAGAUAAAUCUUCUAUAAAGCCAGAGACGAUUAAAGUCUGUCUUGAGAUUCCUCAACGAGGCUAUUUGCGUGGAGAAUUGAUACCGAUUAAACUCUCGAUCAGCCACCUCAAGAAGAUCCAGGACUUGCAUGGAAUUAUAAUUACCCUUGUAAGAGUCUGUAGAUUGGAUAACGGCACAGAGUCCUUUUUUGAGUCGUUCAGAAAGGAUCUUCAACAACUGGUUCUUCCCAUUUUCGUAGAUCCUGUGACCUUCCAGUCUGAAAUCAAUACCAGUGUUCGAGUCCCAGCAGAUGCCUUUCCGACUAUUCUGGGAUGUCCGUUGGUAUCUUUCCAGUACUUUAUUGAAGUUUUGGUGAACUUGUCAGGAAAAUCGCUAGUCUUAGACAACGAUGCUCCUACAGAUCACCAUUCAGCAACCAAGAUUGUAGAUGAUCCAACGACUUUCAAUUUCAACUACAACAACUCGUUGUCUUCACAGCAUCACAAGGACAGAUCAGGAUUUAUCAAUACUGACAAAUAUAAGAGACUGAAGAAGUUCCUACAAUUGACUACUGAGGUGAUUAUAGGAACACAUCGUCUGACUUCAGAUACGAAUACGGGAGCGGGCGAGAAUGCCCAGAUCGACUUAUCGAGAAGAUCAUCUUCUCUGAUAUCGAAUCCAAACAAUUCUCCACCUAAUAUCAAUAACAAUAGCAAUAGGCAGGCUUCGUAUAUUAAUGCCAUUCCGGAGGCUGUGGAAAUGAACAAUUUCCAGUCACCUCCAUACUUUGAGAAUUUGAACCAGAGUCAAGGUCACAGCCAAACCAGACAGUUUACCCCUUUGCCUACGAACUUCAGUUCAAUACCCAAUUAUUCAGAAUUGAGUGGAUCCGGUUCGAAUGCUAUGGGAGGGUCGAUUUCUGAGAAGGAACGCUUAAGACUCCUUGAAUCGAGUUUGUUGCCUUCAGCUCCGCCUAUGGAACAAGAAGACGAUAACACCAAUAAUAAUAGUAAUAAUAGCCAGUACCAGUUCUUUACGUACCAAAACUCUUCCACCGCGACCUCACAGAUGGCAGAGAACAACGACGAACAGUAUGAUGCAAUUGACUUUGUGCCCAACUACAAUUCUGCCAGUAACGACAGACUCCUCGCUGAAGGAAGACAAGCCGGCACUGGUGCUGCUUCUACUUUGACGAGAGAAUCUGGUAGUGAUUCUGCUUCACAUGCGUAAUGCAGCAUAAGAUAGGACUAUAUAGCUAGAAAGUAUAGAUGCCAUGAAUUCAAG
Scheffersomyces stipitis CBS 6054 is the source of this 2252-nucleotide messenger RNA. RefSeq names its product Rim8p (gene RIM8). Gene Ontology annotation, molecular function: ubiquitin protein ligase binding; protein-macromolecule adaptor activity. Gene Ontology annotation, cellular component: plasma membrane; cytosol; cytoplasm. The transcript is spliced from 6 exons. Gene Ontology annotation, biological process: ubiquitin-dependent endocytosis. Lineage: Eukaryota; Fungi; Ascomycota; Pichiomycetes; Serinales; Debaryomycetaceae. The record is from RefSeq and is a predicted model, not a curated record. The coding region runs from base 87 to 2198 and encodes 703 amino acids.